This is a messenger RNA of Leishmania mexicana MHOM/GT/2001/U1103, 7299 nucleotides long. RefSeq lists its product as hypothetical. The record is from RefSeq and is a predicted model, not a curated record. Gene Ontology annotation, molecular function: guanyl-nucleotide exchange factor activity. Bases 1 to 7299 code for a protein of 2432 amino acids. Gene Ontology annotation, biological process: regulation of ARF protein signal transduction. The transcript has a single exon. Lineage: Eukaryota; Euglenozoa; Kinetoplastea; Trypanosomatida; Trypanosomatidae.
AUGGAGAAGGGCAUUGAAGAGAUACUGGAUGCGUGUGCGCAUCUUCUGGCGGAGAUGAAGAGUGACACGAGGGAACGAACAAUACUGUCUGCUGUGAGCAAGACGCUGAAGCGCCUCGCAGAGGAGUCUCGUCAGCACCAGGACCAGCUCUCGGCGCAGUCGACACCGUCCCAGCGGAUAGACGCGUCCCUGCCAGUGCCUUCCGCUGUCACCCCGUCCUGUAGCGCGUUGGCACCGCAGUCGUCCGAUGCAAAGUCGUCUCCCACAGGUGGCGAGCGGACGGAGGCGGCCGAGGUGGUCAGUAAAACAAGCGUGGAGACCGCAGAGGCAACACAGUCCGUUGCAGCGUUGCUGUCUGGCCUUUCCAGUCCCUCGACUUCUGUACCUGCGACCACCACCGCCUGCAGUCCGCUCCAGCAGUUCUUGUGUAAUGACGAGGAGCUCAGCAAACUGGCGUACGCCUGCCGUAUGGCGAUAAUGGGCGAAAAUGGAGGCAUUGCUCGCAACUCGGUGCGCAUUCUGACAGCAGCGCUUGAGUUGGCUGCCGUCGUUUUGACCAGUGGAGUUCUGCCAUUGGAGUUGGUGGCACCGGUCCCCACGUUCGCUGUACCCGAGUCGACUGCAAGAGGCGCAAAGGUGUUUUUUUCAAAGCUGCUGGGUGGAAAAAAGCGUGCCUCGUCGCCAUGCCGCGCUGGCGCCCUGGAUGUGGGAUCUAGCGAAGUCACAUCCGUGCCUGCAGACAUUGUGGGGCCGAGCGAAAACGUGCGUGAAUGUCUCGUAGACGCCGUCUUGGCGGCGGUGGAUACAGUGCAGUCGAAGGAGUCGAGCGACCGGCUGUACUUUGUGAUGAUUGUCGCGCUCAAGGCUGCUGCUGCACCCCGGCUCAGUCGAAAGGCAAGCACCAACAUUCAACCCUCUGCGUUGCAGCCACUGCAACUGUCCGUGCACGACGGCCGCUUAGUAAGCGUGUUCCGCGCCCUGCUUGAGCUCUGCGCCCGAUCAGCGGGGGUGUUGCCCAUCCUAAUAGAUGAGGCGCAGAAGGCGCUGCAUGCGAUAGCGCGCGCCUUGUCCAAGUAUGUCGAGCAGGGAAUCUCUGACAGCGAUGAUAGGAGCGCUGCGGGCGGCUGUUCGAAGGAACAAACCACCGCCUCGCACUCUGCGUCGAGCUCGUCAGCCGGCACGCCGCUCAUGCCUUUGCCAACUGCAGUGACCUCGAUCUCGGCAGGCAAGUCAGCGAGCGAAUCCUUCGUCGACCCGCCUCUAGAGUGCACAGAGGCAGAUGACGGGGAAACACCACAGAAAACAUGUGGACCGACGACGGAAAAACCGCCUUCGACCACAUCCUCCACUAUCGCUCCUGCUGCGACCUCACUUGUGGUUCCGCCUGUGUGUGACGGAGCGGAAACGUCGACCGCUGCCGCGCUGACGGCGGCGUCGCCGCCGCCUCGACGGUUCCGUGGGGUGACAGACAUGCUUCUGCUGCUGGAGUUGUGCGGCCACAUCGCUCGCCUGACGCCGCUUUCCGGCAUUUCGUCUAUCUUGUCAGGGAGUGGCGGCGGACUCGAGGGGGGCGUCGUGGCGGCGUCAACGAGCGAGUAUCAUCGCGACGCUCCGGCGAACGACGCCGUCGGUGGCGGUGACGGUGCGACGCCGGCGGCUCCUCGCAGAACCUCCGGCAACGCCACAGAAGAGGGUGCCUCCACGACGAGCUUUUCUGCUGCAUCGCUGAAUGAGCACAUGCUGGUGACGGCUCUGAGUUUUCUCUUGUACAGUAUCGUGAACGGCGGCCCGCAGUUCCGCAAGUGCCCAGAUAUCGUUCAGCUGCUGCGUCAGGUCGUCGUGCCUGCUGCGAUUCGCACGUCGAUCUCGACGGACCUGGACAUCUUUCGACUUUCCAUCAACGUGCUGUUAAGCUGCUGCCUGCGCUUUGGUCCGCAAAUGGUAAGUGAGACGAGCACGGUCUUCCGUCACGUUUACUUCCGUGUGCUAGACUCCUCCUUCACCUCCUUGGAGCACAAGCUACUCGUGCUUGAGGCUUUUGGCUCGUACAUUGAGGAGCCGCAGCUCCUGCUUGGGCUCUUCCUGAACUACGACUGCAACACGCACUCGCAGAGUUUCUUCGAGAUGAUGAUCCACUACCUCGGCGCGCUUGCCAUGCCUCCGGCGCAGCAGGUGUGCAACAGCAAGCUCUUCGCUGAGCUGAAGAGGGUUCUGACCGUGCGGCUGGAGUACGACGUGCCAGAACCACUUCGCCGCAAGGCACUUGUAAGCCUGUUGCAGGUUGCCGACUCGAAUAUUCAGUGGAUCGAGCGCUUUGAAUGCGAUCAGGAGGAGGACACUCACACCGGUACACCCAAAAAUGGGACUGGGUGUCGAGACGGCGCGACGACAGAUACGGCACCUCACGAGCUUGUCACCUGUUCGCCGCUCGUGCACCACCUGAGUGAGGACGGACUGCGGCACGGUAGGACCCACGCACAGCUGCGUGGUGUCGAGGUGAUGGGUUCAUCGAUGAGUGGCGGCGGCACUAAUGGUGGCCUCAACGCGACCGCGAACGUCGACACCUUCCUGCAGGCGCGACGGUACAAGGAUGCGUUCAAGAAAUUCCUCGAUUUGUUCAAUCUGAAGGCAACCCCAGAUGCGGCCAUCGAAUACUUGGAAAACUCAUUGCUGACCCUCGAGGACGCCGAUAAGACGGUCAGUGCAACACUGGAGCCGGCGGCGGCUGUCGGGGCGCGAUUUCCAUUGAACGACAGAGCGGGGGUUGCCGCUAUCCCCACCACAGCCACGGACACCACCAACGCAAGCACCUCAGAUGGGCUUCGCAAUGACGAUGCAGAAGAGCCAUCGGGCUCUAAUGAGGUGUCAAGAAGGACGGAGCAGGUGCCGGCCGGCGGUGUUGAUGCUGCUGCCGCGUCCCCCGCCCCUGUGGAAGCGCCAGCGACGUCUACUGCAGCCAUCACGAGUGACGUGGAUGACGCCAUGCUCCUCUCGGCUAGGAAGGUGGCAACGUUUCUGCGUGUCAAGGAGGACUACCUUGACAAGAUGGUGCUUGGCGACUACUUUGCCAAGUGCUUUCGACGACCGUCGUCGCGUGUUGUGUUCGAGGAGUGGAUUGGACUGCACGACUUCACCGGCAAGACGCUGGACGAGGCACUGCGUCUCUUCCUUGGCGGCUUCAAGCUCUUGGGCGAGGCGCAGGUCGUGGACAAAACAAUGGAACUGUUCGCGGCGCAGUACUGCCGUCAAAACCCCGGCAUCUUCAGUUCGGCAGACACCGCCUUCAUUCUAUCUUUCUCCAUCUGCAUGCUCAACACCGACGCCCAUAGUAGGCACGUCAAAAACAAGAUGACGAAGGAGGGCUUUCUGCAGAAUAGCCGAGGCAUCGACGAGGGCAACGACAUCGAUCCGUCCAUUCUCGGUGGCAUCUACGACCGCAUCAGCGGAGAGGAGAUCGUGCUGCGGCCGUCGCCGAAGUGUGUGACGCAGCCGUCGGUGCACGCGCCAGCCGCGGCUGCGGCGGACAGAUCUGCCGGACUCAGACGCAGCAGUAAGUUGACGACGAACCUGUUGGACUCCAUUCCCUUGCUGCGCCACCUCUCUCCAAUCGCGGCUGCCAUCACGGACAAAGUCUUGCUACCAAUGGAUGCCGCCGGCAACGCGCUGUUCAACUCAGCCCGGCGCAAGCGAGAGGAGAUGUACCAGCAGGAGUUGCGUGCGACGUUGAAGGAGGUGAUGAACGCGCUACAAGAGGCUUCCACCAACGACGCAGCGCAUCACGCCAUGUUCGUAACGGCGACGAGCAUCGAGAACGCCCUUCCCAUGUGGGAGGUGUCGGUAGAUGUGGUGUGUCAUAUUGUCGUGCUGGCUCUGCAGCAGCUGCUUGAGGAUUCGGAGAAAUAUCUGCGACCGCAGUCUUUCUCGUCGCCGUCACUGUCCGGGAACGAGCGGGAGGCGGGGGCGGAGUACGAGGCGGUGACCGCCUACUUGGAGGACACGCAAAGCGCUGGCUAUUUCAGCACCAUCCUCCUCGGCUUGCAGAACACCGUGCGCGUCUGCUGCGCGUUCGGCAACGUUUCCCACACGGAGAAGCUACUGGAGCACAUGUUCGAGAUGACUCGUCUGACCUCCGUCGUCGUCGUGAAGGCGGUGCCAAGCUCGCGCGUGACGAUAAAGUCGACGAUUCCCUUCACGCGCUUGCAGGUGCUCUCGACGUUUUUCAACCUGUUCAUGCAAUGCGGCUCUUCCUUCAACGCGCGUGGGUGGCAGGCGGCGUACAAGGCGAUGUCGCUCGUAGAUGCCUUGGCGAACGGUAUCGAGGGUAUAUGGCAGCGCCAGGCGCGCCGUCUGCUGUACACGACACCGCCGGCAAAAGAAACUAGUUGGGUGCUUCCAAAGCCACCGGAUUCCGCGACAAAGCCGGCCGCUUCUUCGGCUUCCGCUGGCCCGGAUGCGAGCAGCGAUAACACGAGAGGCAUCUCCGCCGCAACGACCGCACCGGAGCAGCAGCAGCGCGCGGAUCUCUGGUUCGGCGCUCUCAACGAUGUACCUGCCAGCGUCGUCGACCGCGCCUCUCGCGACAACCGCAAAGCUAUACUUUUGGCGCUUCGCUCUGUCCCGACGUGUCACGUUGAUCUGUGGCUUGACCGCCUCUUCGACGCCACGCAGUACCCGCCGCGAGUGCAGCUGGAGAUGACGAGCGGCUUGGUGAAGGUGUGCGAGAUGGAGCUAACGUACACCCGCACUUUCUCGCUAACUAAGCUGUUCGACUUUGUUAGCAUUUGCGCCUCUUUCUUGAGCCGACUGCAGUGGCGCGACUUGUGGGCGCACGCGAGUGAGGUGUUUACGCUAGCAGGUUGCCGCAGCAGCAGCGAGAUUGCCCUGUCUACCUUGGAUGGUCUGCGGCUCGUCGCGCUGACUUACCUCAUGCGCGAGGAGCUGCUCAACUAUUCUUUCCAGAAAGAGGUGCUCAGGCCGUUCGAGUUGAUUCUCAUGUCAAAUCAAAACGUCGCCUGCCGGCAGAAGGUGAUGAUGAUUCUCUCCGAGGUGAUCGACUUCCGCGCCGAACACUUGGCGAGUGGCUGGAACGUCGUCUUUUCGUGCCUCAGCCACGCCGCGGCCAUCCCAGAGGUGGCGCCGUCCGCCUGGUCCAUCUGCGAGGGUGUGAUACUGCGGCAUAUCAGCUACGUGAAGGACUGCUUUAGCGACUUGAUCUUCUGCUUAACGACAUUUGCCUGCUCCGGCGUGGAAGAGAGCAUGCCGCUGCGCGCCAUUUCGUACCUUGUCGCGUGUGGCCACUGGCUGCAAUAUGGGCUGGAGGCCCCUCCACUGGAAGUGCGGACGGCAGACGCCGUCACGCGAUGGGCCACGCGCUUUCUCACAGUCGAGGAGGAGGUGGCAGCGUCUCAGAUGAUGGGCAGGCAGCUGUCGCGGGUGACGCUCGCUGCGGAGCCGCUGACGCUGGACGCGCUCCUCCAGAAGCCCGUGACCUUUACCAGCAAGACGAAGUACCACCUAUGGAUGUCGCUGUUCGAGGGAAUGGUGCCGAUCGUCGUCGUGCACAGCUCCGUGCGGGUGCGAGCACAUGCCCUUUCGUCAAUAUGGGCGUUGCUUGCGCAGUAUGCGGGCCUGUUCGAUGCGGAGGUGCGGAGCUCGCUUUUCAGUGGCAUGGUGCGACCGAUGCUGACGACACUGCUGACGCACGUGCCUGGGGACGCGGAUCUGGUGUCGCCACCGAUGUCUGGGGGCUACGAGUUUGACCGCUUUGACUAUCGACUCCUUGUCUACUUAGCGCUCAAGGGCAUGUUACUCGCAUGUAAGGAUCACGCUCACUUGCUGAAGCUGGCGUGCAAAGUUCUGAAUGAAGUUGUGGAGUCGACCAACAUCACCUUGCGCAUGCUCCGCAACGACUACGUCGAUGAGGUACUGCGGGUGUGCUACGACUUUGUCUGGGCUGCGGCGUCCUUGGCGACGAUGGAUGCGUUGGACAGGCUGCCCAGCGUCCCCGGCGCGCCGUCUUCCAUGGACGCGGUGAAUUACGCGGAAAGGUUGUAUCAGUGGAUCCCGACGGAGGCCCGGGACGGCAAUCCGUUUGUGGUGGGCCUGGUGCAUGAGAUUCAGCAGGUUGGCGUCGUGGAUGUGGUGCGCUUCAAGCGCACCGCUGACUGGGUGGAGCUGCAGCAGACGCCGGCGGCGCGCAACACUCCCGUACAAGUGUCUCUAUCCAGACUGUCCGCCACAUCGGUGCAGUUGGCGAGUGCGAUGAUGCUGCAGAUCCGCUCCACCAUCUUCGGGUGCCUCACGCACGGCCUCCUGGAUAAGCUUCAGCGCCUCCUCAGCACGUGCGAGGCGGACUGGAAUGUUUGCCUCGAAGUGUCGGGGGCCAUGCGCCACGUGUUGCUUGGUGUGAGCUUCUAUUUUCUCGUCACCCGAGAUGCCCGCGCGGUGCGGUUUCUCAAGUCGGUCAUGGGUACAUCGCACGAACACGGAAUGGUGGGCUCGCACGACUCCGCGUCUCACACAGAGCCCGCGUCGCCCGCAACCGCUGCUGGGGCGGACGCCUCGUCGGGCGACGGCGCUCCGCAGAGCAGGCGCUCCUCCAGAGCCGCUGUCGCAGCGUCGCCGGCCUUCAUCGAAACCUCCAAAAACGCUGUGCUUGAGACGCUGUUGCUGAUUCCGUACGCGUGCGUGUUGAUCGAGUUCAUUGCCGCCUUUGAUCUUGGCGAGGCCGACAGCAACGUGGUGCGUAGUGAUUUGUGGGUCUACGUGGGUCAGUAUUUGGAAGAGUUGAAGCGAAGUCGGUUGGCGUGUAUAGAGCUGCAGCAGGCGGUGCAAGCGGGCGUGCGCGCUGAACUGGAGGCCGCAGCAACCACCACCACCACCACCACCACCACCACCACCCCCCCUUCGACACCCGCGAAGCACGUGCUCAAAGAGUACAAAGAAUGCCAUUUCACCGACAUCUUCCGCUCCGCCCGUUACCCGAUCGCGGCUCGCACCCUCUACUUGACUGCCCAAAGCGAUCCAUCGAUCCGCCAGCGCGUCUUCACCGAGUGGUGCUACCUUCUUCGCAUCUACGCCCUCAAGUGCACAGCGAUCCUUGGCGCCAGCUCUGUCGUGCUACAGGCGUGCCCCACUCGUGAUUUGAUCGAUUUGUUGCGAGUCAUUCCCAGCGCUUUCGAGGAGGCGGCAGUUAGUGCCUACUUCAACAGCUGCUGGGAGGAGAUGGACUUGCACUGCAGCAUGCCGCCCGAGUCGUGUGUGGAGUUGUGUGCACGUAUCCUUGAGUCGCGCAUGUGA